GUGUGAUAUCUUAGUGCAUUUUGCUUUUAUUUAAUUUAUUCAAUUGCUAAUUGAAUUAGGUGUAGAUAUGGAGAUGAAGCAUUUUAGCCACAAUUCGUCAUUUUUGCUGCUGACUCGUAAAUCAUAAGCAGUGCAGCAGGGUCCAAGAAAGGGCUAAAGGACCUCUUUCAUUAUGAUGACGUCAGAGGAAUCAGAUUCCAUAAGUACUGUACCUUCAGACGGCCAUGCUGAAGAAAUGUCAGCGUCGGGGACGGAGGACGCGCCUUCGUCGAUGGUGUCGAGCGAGGCGGAGUCGGAGGGCAGCGUGCUGUCGGAGCCGCCGCGGACCGAGCUGGGCGAGCUGGCGAUGAGCCGCAGCUGCGACAGCGUGCUGCCCGAGCACCAGGCGGCGCCCGACAAGCCGCCGGCGCCCGUGCCUAGCGACUGGCGCAGUGUCGGCAACACCGUCUCCUCAUUAGUCUCCACCAGAGGUUCUAUGCUCCCUUGGGGCUCACAUAAAGGUCCAGUGAUGCUGCCUCCAGACUCAGAUCUCAGACCCGGCGAGUUUGUUAUGAGGCUGCUCUUUACAGAGUUCACCGUCCAAGCGGAACGAAAGAUGGAGGCUGUCAUGGCCGAACCACUAGAGAAACCAUUAAACAAAACACUGCAGCGUGGUGAAGAUCCACAGUUGGAUCAAAUACUAUGCGCAUUUGGAACUGUUGCUGAACACUGCUUGCCAUCUCUCCUGCGCGCCUUGUUCGGCUGGCUGGAAAGACAGAUGGCUGACUCUCCUCAACUCAGCGAGCAAGCGAAGAAACCCCACCAGGAUCUGAGAAAUAAGAGUAUUAUCUACAUCGUGUCGGGCAGCGGAGCGGGCACGGAGGCGGUGGAACGUAGCUGCGAAGAGCUGCAGGCGGAGAGGCGCGACCUCGCCGUCGAAUUCCUCUUCUGCCUAGCCCUAAUAGAGGUCCUCAAACAACUGCCCUUUCACCCGGGGCAUGAAGAUUUGGUCCAGUACAUUGAGAAUGUAGCUUUUAAGCGUUUUAAUUAUAAAGAAGGAUUGCAAUCUAACCCAAAUGCUGCUAAUGUGCACAUAAUAGCAGACCUAUAUGCAGAAGUAAUCGGAGUUUUAGCUCAAUCCCGUUUCGCGUCAGUCAAGAAACGGUUCACUGCGGAACUUAAGGACUUGAAAUCUCGCGAGCCAUCUCCGCAUACGACGCAAAGUAUUAUAUCCCUCUUAAUGGGCAUGAAGUUCUUCCGUGUGAAGAUGGUGCCGAUCGAGGAGUUCGAGGCUUCGUUCCAGUUCCUGCAGGAGUGCGCGCAGUACUUCCUGGAGGUCAAGGAUAAGGACAUCAGGCAUGCGCUGGCGGGGUUGUUUGUCGAGAUCCUGGUUCCUGUUGCUGCUACGGUGAAAAAUGAGGUGAACGUGCCAUGCCUAAAGAACUUUGUGGAGAUGCUAUACAGCCACACGCUGGACGCCAGCACCAAGUCCAAGCACCGGCUCGCGCUGUUCCCGCUCGUCACGUGCCUGCUCUGCGUCUCGCAGAAACAGUUCUUCCUCGCGAACUGGCACUGCUUCCUUGCCAUGUGCCUGUCGCAUUUGAAGAACAGGGACCCCAAAAUGUGCAGGGUGGCUUUAGAAUCUUUAUACCGUUUACUAUGGGUCUACAUGAUAAGAAUAAAAUGCGAAAGCAACUCAGCGACGCAGUCUCGUCUCCAGAGUAUAGUCAACUCAUUGUUCCCCAAAGGCUCGAAGGGUGUAGUACCACGCGAUACACCUUUAAAUAUCUUCGUCAAGAUCAUACAAUUCAUAGCUCAGGAGCGGUUAGAUUUUGCUAUGAGAGAGAUCGUCUUUGAUCUGCUUAUGGUCGGUAGACCGAUUAAAAUAAUAAUGACACCAGAAAGGAUGUCCAUUGGACUUCGAGCGUUCCUCGUCGUGGCAGACAGCCUCCAGCAGAAGGAAGGCGAACCGCCUAUGCCGCGAACGUCGGGGACGCUGCCGUCAGGAAAUACUUUGCGGGUCAAAAAGACGUUUCUCAACAAAAUGUUGACUGACGAGACCGCGCGAUCUAUUGGAAUGAGUGCGUACUUCCCGUACGUCAGGCGGGUUUUAGUGGAGAUUUUGAGAGCAUUGGACGCACACUAUGGAAGGCCGCUAAUGUUGACUAAUACUCAAAACGUGACGAAGGAGCAGGAGAUAAACACGGGUGAAAGGAAACCUAGGAUUGACUUGUUUAGAACGUGUGUCGCCGCUAUACCAAGACUGAUUCCGGAGGGCAUGAGCUCGAGCGAGCUGGUGGAUCUGCUGUGCCGGCUGACGGUGCACAUGGACGAGGAGCUGCGCGGGCUGUCGUUCCAGAGCCUGCAGACGCUCAUCGUGGACUUCCCCGAGUGGCGACAGGACGUGCUCGCCGGCUUCACGCAGUUCCUCGCCAAGGAAGUGCAGGACACGUCACCGCAACUGGUAGAGAACGGUCUGCGGAUGCUGCUACAGCUGAUCACGAGUUGGAAGAACGGCGAGCCGGCGCCGGUGCCCGCCGCACCCAAGCCUGAGCCGCUCGCCGCCGUGGUGCGCGGCGCGGAGGCGCUCGCUCUCGUCAUGCUGUGUCAGUGCAAGGCGUACCCGCGGCGGCUGGCCGUGCACAUACUGAGGGAAACGAAGAGCCUGUUAGAGAAGCUCGGUUUAACAGCGGAGGAGUGCGCGCUGAUCGACGCGGCGGACGCGCACGUGCCGGCGCUUGCGGAGCGCUGCCUGCCGCUGCUGCCGCCCGCCGAGAAGCAGGCGCUGCUCGCCGCCGGCCAGCCCGACCUCGUGUGCGUCGCCGAGCGCAGCCACGCCGUGUGGACCGCGGGUAUUCAACAUGACGAUACAUCAUCUAAAAACAGCUGGAGUGGCAGUGCUUCAAACGGGGCGGAUCCUUGGGAGGUGAUCCUGUUUGGGCUGCUGGAGCGCAGCCGCGUCCCGGCGCGCUGCCCCGCUACGGUUCUGCAGGCGUGGCCCAUAUUGCACGCCCGCAUACAAGCGCUCUACACGAUCAUAGAACCGGCGCCCGUGAACGAUAAUCGCGCGUCGCUUUUGUCAAGAAGCCCAGCACUACCGAGAAAGCCAGAAAAGGAGAGAGACGGAUACAUGCAGGUGUGGAAGUACUACAUGACAAUGGCGUACUUGGUGGUGCCGGCAGUGCCCAGCCCCGUGGUCCGCUGCGCGAGCCCCGACCUCAGUCUCAGUAGCACUGACGCGGAGGCUUGGCUCGGGGGCGCGGCGCUCAGCUCCUCCAGCGAGAGCCUCAACGCGCCCGGCGGCUUCUUCACGCUGCCAUUAAGCUAUGCGCGCGGACACAAACAUCACAAGCGGACGAGCUCGUCGCCAGACUCUCUGAGCGAGCGCAGCGGCGGCGAGGCGCGCGGCGCGGCGGCGCCGGCCGCGCUGCACAAGCUGGCGGUGCCGCUGGCGCGCUGCGAGGUGCCCGAGGUGCGUGACGCCGCCAUCGCCGCCUGCGGCAACAUCAACCCCGAUGCGCUCAAAGACUUGAUGGAAGAGCUGGUGCCUCUCCUGAGGGAAGCCGUGGACCGCAAGCAGGAGAACAUGCGGCGGCGGCGGCGGCGCGACGCGCUGCGCCUCAACCUCAACAAGAUGCUGCUCCUCAUAGCGCAACGCAAGACCUUUGCUAACAGCCCGUUCGCGCUAGAAGGGGGCAGUUUACACUCCUCCCUGACCGAGUACCUGGACGGCGUGCGGCAGUGCCUGGAGGUGGAGGCCGAGAAGGACGCGCCGGCGGCUCGGGAGCAACGGCUCACCUUCGCCGACUUCGUCACCGAACUCAUCAAGAGCUUCCCACUGGACAUGUACGGAUCGCUGAUGAAGAAGGACCUGUGCCGCAGUCUGUUUUCCCUGUUCUCGGGCUGGUGCGGGCCGCUCGCCAAGCAUCUAGGUGCCCUUGUUCCUCAACCACCUACCCAAGAGAACGACGAGCGGCUCAACCUAUCCGCCUUGAAGGCAAUGAGUGCACUGGUCUGCUGCGGGUCAUGUUUCGCGCCGACCGCCCUCGCCGAAGACGGCUCGCUGUACCCCUGGCUGAGCGAGAUGCUUUCCUCCACUAACGAUAAGAUAUACGAGCUGGCCCGCGAAACGAUAGUGCUCCUCCUAGACUGCAACCCGGACAUUGGGCCUCUGCUCGACUGGACGGUGGACAAAUGCUUCACGGGGCCGCCCCGCGUCGCGGACGGCUGCUUCAUGGCGCUCGCUACCAUAUUCAGUGCCAGGGAGUACCCGUGCGACCACUACACGGCGAUCAUCAACGUGACACUCAUGUGCACGGGCUGCCCGCGCGCGCCCGUGCACGAGAGCGCGCUGCAGCUUCUGCAGCUGCUGGACAAGCGCUUCUUCGGCACGGUGGGCCCGCUGCCUGCGGCUGACCCGGACAACGGAUCGGAGAAGGGACGAGGGACUCUGGAUGCACUUUUGUGCACCACCUAUUGCCGCUCCCAGCUGUACCUCUCGCGGCAGCUUGCUCAGUUGCACCCCGAGCUAACCAUGCCCAUGUUCUCAGAAAUAACGGAGCGGUUCCAAACGGCCCGCACCGAGGUGCGGCAGCUGCUGCUGCAGUACCUGCUGCCGUGGCUCGUCAACAUCGAGCUCGUCGACCCCAACGUGCCGCCGGCUAACCCGCUCUCUUACAUACAGUAUUACACGUCAGAAGCAGGGCGGAGUGGGCGGCGCGAGGGCCUCGGCUCCGCUGAGGCGACGGAGAUGGUUCUCAAUAACUUGUUUUACAUCACGGCGAAGUUCUCCGACCAACAUCCUAAAGAAAUUGAGGAGCUGUGGUCUACGCUAUGCGCCUGUUGGCCUAACAAUCUCAAAGUGAUAAUACGAUACCUAAUUAUAGUAUCGGGGAUGGCGCCUAACGAACUGUUGCCUUACGCUAAGCGGGUGGUGUUGUAUCUCGCGCGAUCGCGGCCCGAACGUCUCCUGGACGAGAUGAUGACUGAACUGCAGACUGUGGAAACGCUGAACUGCCUGAUUGAGCGCACGGAGACACCGCCCUUCUACAGGCUCACCUCCAUGAGGAAGGCAACUUCGGGGCACAGCGACGGCCCCGGCACUGGCUCUCAGGACGCUACAGGGCGGACGGGAGAGCUGGCGCCCGUGGAAAAGGGAACGAUUCACACAAAGAGACAUAGCGGCGAAGAUCCCGCUAAGGCGAGUGGUGGCAAAGCUGGGGACACGGCAGCCCGAGACAGCCGAGCGGCGGAGAAACGCGCUUCGGCACCGCCUUGCGCCACGCCGCCGGCCGAGGCCGAACCCUCACCCUCCGACGGCGAUGCCACUCCGACGGGCCUGUGCCCCGAGCUGGGUAUGGGCGGCACGCCGGCGGGCAGCGCGCCGACCACGCCGCAGGAGCCGCGCAUGGACGUGCCGCAGCCGCGGCCGCUGCCCAUGCCCGAGUACGGCGGGUUCUUCGCGCGCCUCACCGAGUACCUGCCCGACAGCAGCCAGCCCAUCUCCGGCUUCCACAGAUGCAACGUGGCGGUAAUGUUGCUGUGCGACGUGGUGCUGGACGGCGUGGAGCUGGACUGGUCCAUCCACGUGCCGCUCAUGCUGCACAUCGUGUUUCUGGGCAUGGACCACACCAGGUGGAUUGUUCACCAGCAUUGCCGGCAAUUGCUGCUAAAUUUGCUCGUCGCAGUGGCAGCGCACCACGACCACUUGACUGUGGCUCGGGUGCUGCUGGCCAGCCGCUCCGCGCAGCUCGGCCUCGGCAUCCCGCCCGCCUUGCCCCUGGUACCCCACAACUUUACAGAACCGGAUGCCGUAUUCGACAGCUAUUUACAGUGCAACGGACACUCGCCUCGGCCGCACCAACCAUUAUCCUUUAACUCGGACCCGCAAGUCACGCCUGAAGGUGAAGGGGAGCACUACCCAUCGCUGCCGGUGAUCGUGACGGAGGGCGAGGCGGCGGAGGGCGAGGCGACGGAGCCGGGGGCGGCGGAGCUGCCCGUGGCCGACGUCAUCAAGUCGCUGGUGCACUUCCUCGCCAACCGCCCCACGCACAUGCCGCUCUGGCAGUACGAGGACAUCACUGCUAAAGUGUGGAGCCUGCGCAGCUGCCAGCAGAUGGCGACGCUAGUGCGGCACGUGCUGCGCGUGUUCCGCGAGUCGCUGCCGCUGGCGCUGGUGUCUGAGCGCUGGGCGCAGACCGCGCUGCAGCUCGGCCUCUCCUGCCCCUCGCGCCACUACGCGGGCCGCUCGCUGCAGGUGUUCCGGUUCAUCGGCGUGGCCAUGACCGGUCGCAUGGUGUCGGACAUCCUGUCGCGGCUGGUGGAGACGGUGGCGGAGCAGGGCGAGGACAUGCAGGGCUACGUGACCGAGCUGCUGCUCACGCUCGAGGCCGCCGUCGACUCGCUCGAGUCCAACUUCAGACCGCUCGACUACAUGCGCGACAUAUUCAAGUCCACGCCCAACCUCAACAACAAGGACGGCGGACAGCCGGCCAACGGUGGAACGUUCUCCGCUGGCAAGCGGUCCCCCGGCGUGUGCGUGGGCUGCGUGAGCAACCAUACGCGCAGCACCAGUUACUCCGUGUCCUACUGCGUGCGCAAGAACGCGCCGCCCUCCAGCGCCGACAAGCAGACUCACGAGACCCGGACUAGGCCCUGCAGUGAAGCAGCAAAGGGGAUCUGCUCGAACUUGUGUCGCUCCAGAUCAGCGCAGUCGCUUAAACUGUUAGGCGAUAGUGCAACUCAGGACGACAAGCUGACCAUCCUAGCGACACUAUUCUGGGUGGGCGCGUCACUACUGGAGUCGGACUACGAGCACGAGUUCCUGCUGGGCGUGCGGCUGCUGGCGCGCGUGAUGGCGCGCCUGCCGCUCGACCGGCCCGACGCGCGCGACCGCCUCGACCGCACGCAGGCGCACACCUCGCCCUCGCUGCACUCGCUGCUGCUCAAGGGCUGCACACACCCCAACACUUACGAGCCGGUGGUAGGCGUGCUGGCGGACAUGAUCCCGCUGCUGGAGCUGCCGGUCAUCGACCCCACGCAGUCGCUCGCCUUCCCCAUGACCGUGGUGGCGCUGCUGCCCUACAUGCUGCUGCACUACGAGGACGCCAACGAGCUGUGUGUGCGCGCCGCCUGCCACAUCGCGCAAUUCACAGCUGAGAAGAGCAAGAAGCUUGAGAAUCUCGGCACUGUGAUGACGCUAUACUCGCGGCGCACGUUCAGCAAGGAGAGCUUCCAGUGGACCAAGUGCGUCGUCAAGUACCUGUGGGACACCUACUCACACCUCUCGCUGCAGAUGCUCGCCUUCCUCGUUGAAGUACUAGAGAAGGGCUCGGCGAGCCUGCAGCUGCCGAUCCUGGCGGUGCUGCACUGCAUGCUGUACUACGUGGAGCUGAACGCGCCCGCGGCGCAGCCCGUCAACGCCGACCUGCUGCGCGUCGUCGCCAAGUUCAUUGACGACGGAAACAACUACAAAGAGGCGAUGAAGAUUCUAAAGCUUGUGGUGACGAGAUGUUCGACGCUAGUUGUGCCUCCGUAUUGGGACAGCCACGCUUCUUCCAUUCUUGACACGGAGCUGCAUGGAAAAAAGGAACUCCCUGGGCGGACGAUGGAUUUCACAUUCGACCUGAGUCAGACGCCGGUAAUCGGGCGCAAGUAUCUGCCUAAAGCCGGCAGUCAGCCCGCCACGGGACCAAGCUCGCUGUCUAACGCCUCUACCGCCACUACUGACAAAGGUUCGUCAACGUCGGCGUCCACGUCGGCGUCGACGGUGGUGGGCGGGGAGCCGGCGGCGGGCGCGGCGCAGCCGGCCAGCGUGGCGUCGCCGCGCCGCUCGCUCUCGCUCUCGCCCGCCGACGCGCUCGCCUCCGGCUGGAAGAGGCCCUGGAUGUCGCAGAGUCGGGUCCGAGAGUGCCUUGUAAACCUUCUAACAACUUGCGGCCAGAGAGUCGGCCUACCCAAGAGUCCAUCUGUGAUAUUCAGCCAAAGCUCGGAGCUGCUGGAGCGCGAGUCCUCAAUGGCUUCGUCUCUGGAGGAGGUGUCGGGCACGCCCGGCAACGAGCCGUCCGGCGGCGCGCCGCCCACCGACCACUUCGGCGUCUUCAAGGACUUCGACUUCCUCGAAUACGAGAGCGAGAGCAUCGAGGGCGAGAGCUCGGACAACUUCAACUGGGGCGUGCGGCGGCGGCUGCUGAGCGAGGAGCGCGACGAGGGCGCCGCGGCCGAGCGCAGCCCGCCGCAGCCGCCGCGGGCCGCCGGCCACCCCAGCGCCGCGCCGCCGAAGCUGAGCGGGCACGAGGACUCGUCAGACGAGGAAGGCGGGUGGGAGGAGGGCGCGGGCGGGCGCGGCGGCGACGGCGACGCGGGCGGCAGCGAGCUGGCGCUGCGGCCGCGCACGCACUCCUUCUCCAGCGCCUCCAGCGGGGAGCCCGACGGUGACCGCGGCGACGUGACGCCGGUGCCGGGCGCUAGUGCGAGCGCGAGCAGCGGCGGCGGCGCCGUGCGCGACGCGUGGCGCGCCUCCGUGGCCGCGCUGCUGCGCCACGCGCAACACAUGCAGCCCAUGGCGUUGGUGCACCGCCUGCACACGGUGCUCAAGGAGGUGACGAUGAAGACGGUGUCGCUGUGCGGCGAGUGCGGCGGCGCGCUGGGCGCGUGGGGCGGCGGCGAGCUGGGCGCCGUGCUGGAGCGGCUCGCGGCCGAGGAGCCGCCGCUGCUGUGGGCCGCGCCCGCCGCCGCCGACUGCGCGCGCGUGCGCGACGCCGUGCGCUUCGCCGCGCUAGAGAUUAACGAACAUUUAGAGACUUACUUCGACAGGCGGGAGCACGCGUUAGAGGCAAUGGAAGUGUGGCGAGGCAGCCCUCACGAGGAGGUGGUGCGCUGCCUGUACAAGUUGAUCUUCCAACUUUUGCUGCUGCUGGAGACCAACAACAAGAUGGUGGUCGCCGUCUACCACGCCGCGCUCGACAACCGGGGCGUGGAGAUGAGCAGCGCUGUGAUGGCGGUGCGCGCGGCGCUGGCGGCGGGCGGCAGCGGUGGCUCUAUGGACGCGUGGCCCGAGCACGCGCCCGCGCACGACGACGCGCGCCUGCUGCACCUCAUGCAGCGACAGAGAUGGGGCGCGGCACUAGCGGUGGCGCGCGAGCGCAACGCGGAGCGCAUCCUGGAGCGCGGCGAGCUGCCCGAGGAUGACGCCACCAGCCUGCUGCACGUCUACUGCAAGCACCUCGCGCUCAAACACCCUGACAUGGUGGCGAUCACGCGGCCCGUGAGCGAGCUCUCCCAGAACCUGUCCUUCAUGAUGGAGAGCCUCUACAAGGUGUCCGUCGCCCUGCAGCGCCACGACUUCGGCUAGCCUGCACACAUACCAAAGCGUCUAGAUACACAGCUAAUACACACCUUCAAAAACCUUUAGCUAAUUAGAAUACCAAAAUAUUCUCACUCGCCCUAAUUUUAAAUCACACAAGAUGUUCAACGUUGAGCUGACAAAGAAUAAUUUAUAGUAAGUUAGUUAAUUUGACUAGGCUUCUUUUAUCGGAAGCGCCAAUAAUGUUCCCAACUCAUGAUGACAAUAUUUUUAAGCAGUAUAUCAUGGAUAGUAAAAUUUUAAUGCGAAAUAUACAACAAACGGAUUAUACUAUCGAACCAACUGAAGCAUGAUCCACCAUACGCUCAUUUUGCCAAACCGUCUUAAUGUAAGUAGAUCGAGAUUCGCUUGCAGAUACGGUUUCCUUGGUGACGAACUUGUUUUCAUUUUAUUAAACACUGAAUGUGUGUAGUGACUUUUUUUUAUACCACGUCGGUGGCAAACAGGUCUACGGUCCUACUGAUGGAAAGAGGUCUACGUAACCUAUGGACGCCUGGAACUCAAGGGGUGUCACAUACCCGUUGCCGACCCAUUAGAAACUUGUACACUCCUUUUUUGAAGAACCCCAUACUGUAGUUCAUCGGACAUCCCUAAUUUAGUUAGUAUUUAAAACGACCUAAGUGCAUUAUAAGAUAAGCGAUAGAACUUACAAGUUUGAAAGAUUCAAACGAAUUAUCUGUCAAGUGGGUCAUGAAUCAGUAGUUUCGAUAGUUACAUUGUAAUAGUUACAUUAAAUUAAACACAACCAAGAACCCGCCUGGUGGGCAUUCGUAAACUUUGCUCAGAUGCCGGAGAACCCGCCUGUCGGGUUCUCGCCAUACAAACGGGCGGUUUCUGACGUAUUAUCCCGGAGCUGUAAGUUCCUCUUUUUGACACAUUUGUUUUGAAGUAUGUUGCGAUGUGGCUAAGAUGUAUCGUUUGGCAAAUCUAGCGGUUAUUUACGAAUUGGUUGAAUCGAUUAGGCCCUUUGUACAAGAAGGCGCUAAAACCAAACGGUCAUUGUACCUUAUGGUUUGUUCAUUAGUGUUAUUAAUAAACCAGUUCUUCAUCUUAUUUAAUUUUAUUGUAAUUUUUACUUGGUUUUAAAAGUAUAGUGUAUUAUAUAAAAUAUACGAUUUCUAUCAAAUUACUGAAAUGUCAUUUGAAUCGAAAUGACGGACUCUGCCACAGCACUAGUUUAAAUAUAAAAAUGAAUGAUCAAUGACAUAAUAAGUAAAUGCUGCGUGAUAAUUUAAUAACGUAAAAAUACUUACUAACGAAGAUCCGCAAAACUGUAACAUGUGUUAGAUUAUGUUUAAAGUGAAAUAUUGUUUUUAAGUACUUGAAAUUUUUUAUAUUAUUUUUAUUUAAAAUUUCAUUAGGUCGCGCGAGUUUACGUUUUGUGGUUACUGUCAUGUGUCAAAAAGAAGAACUUACAGCUCCGGGACAAUAGUGCGCCGUUUUUUGUCUGUUACUGAAUGUGUAUAAGUACCACGAUUUUUAUUAUUUUGUCAUGUGCUAGUAAAUGGCUCUGAAGUGUACUUAAUACUACCGAGUCGUCGUCUAUUGUUCCUUCAAUAGAUUCUAUAUUUUACGUUUAUGGUGACGACCUUUAUAAGGUCUAAUUUCCCCCAAUAUACCUAAGGGACGUUCCUAUGAUUUUAUUUAAUAGAAACUUCUAAGACAUCUGUUAUCACUCAACAUUUCCUCCUAUCUAGUAUAUUAUGUUAGACGUUUCAAUAACCGGUUCUUUACUUUAGCAUCGAUUUUUGUGAAAAUUGUAUAGAUAUAGGUACCCUUAUACCUAAGGGACUUUGUGUUGCUGAGGGCUAUAAAAUACUCAUAGUUACUAAAACAGUAUACUAAUCUUAUUACACCGGGCGGUAAUUGACUGAUCUCACAUGAUACAUAAAUUUACAAAUAACUGCUUGCAGUAACUGUAACACUACCUACCUUAACUCUAAUGACUAAAAAAAAAACGUUUUAUUUAUUUCGAUAUUGGACUUCCUAUGUGGUUUACGAAUACGUAAUUACAUUGUUGUCAAUACAAUAUAAAAUACAAUAAACGUUAAGCUCUACAGUAACACAGAAUAGCUAUUACAGAGGAGUAGGGCGAACACAUCAGGAAGGAGAAAGAAGAGGUUUCACUGACGACUAGCGUCCUACUACUACACAUAGGCCCCAAUAAAUUUGUAACUAACUCUGUCAAUUUGACAAACAUAGAUCUAUUAUUAUUAAGCUGGCAAAUUUUAAAACCAACUACUAUGUAAUUACUUGCUGAUAUCGUUUUUUUAAUUAAUAGAUACUUAUAUCUAUUUAAAUAUACAUACAUAAACAUGAACUUAUUAAAAUAUUAGAAGAAAAUAUGACACCUUGCUUUGACUUUUCAAAGUACGAUGACUGUAUUAUGACUGUAUGUUGAUGUAUUUGUUUGUAUGAUCAUGCCGCUUGCGCCCGUAUUCAUGAUGAUUAGUGGCAUUCCAAGAUUAUUGACUAACAAGAAAAUCUCAUAUGGCUUGAAUUAUUUAUUUACUUUUCUUACGCAGAAUUAUAAAAUGAACUAUUACGACAAUAAAACGUUGACGCGCGUUUUCGCUAGUAAAGAGAAAUUAAAUUGGAAUUUUUAAGAAGCUUACAUUGCCGGCCACACCUGGCAUCCAAGCAUGGUCACGCGAUAAAUGAUAUAACAUCAGGCUGUCCAUUUCGCACUAUUUGUAAGUGCGAUAGGGACGGCCUGAUGUUUUAUCGUUUAUCGCGCAACCAUGCUAUCGCUGCUGUUGCUUAUUUAUAUCUUCUACUUGCCGGAAACUAUGUCGUCGCUUUUACACUUUUGCGAAUAGACCUUGCACUAAAGUGAUGGUAACUAACUCAGUAAGAUCUCAACCACAUAAUAUAUAACGCUUAUACACCAUCGGCCAUGUUGAGUUACGAGGCCCGAUUGACUACCCCAAAUACAGUACGCAGUGAUGAAUAAAGCACAUUGGUCAAAUAAAGCAAGCUUUGCAAGUUUCCGUGAUGGAUACCCAUGAUGGUCAUAAUAGCCCUGAUAAAAAAAAACACAAACUCAUGGUGCAUGGGUUUGGUAGAAUUGUAUCGAUGAGUAUUAUUUGACAAAAAUCUUACUAUACAGUCUUCUUUCAGCAAAAUACACUAUCUACGAUAGUUAAGGUACUUCCCCUUCAUGUCCCAUAAGUUUGGGACGUCCCUGUAUUUUGUCAUUUCAUAACCAAAGCAAUAUUAGGGUAACGUUUUAUUGUAUGGUUAAUUGUUGGCGUCAAUCCUGCAGGCAUAGGAGUUAAGGAAAUCUCCAGCUAAGUUUUAAGCUAAACUGAACCCUGAUUGUUGGAAUACUUUUUUAAAUGAGUCAUGAUUUUGACAUCAGAGUCGUUAACUUGUGACCUUUUUCUAAAAUGUGUGAAUAAAGAGUAUUCUUUGAAUCAUUCUAAAAUAUGUUUUUACACAGGCCGAUGUGUAGGUAACAUUCAUUACCGGGUACUGUAUCAUAAAUCAUGAAUUUAUGUGUAACAGAUUUGUAUUACUGAAAGGCUUUUGCGAUAGAGAGAAUGAUUGUGAUAUUGAACUAAUUUGCAUAAUCAUUAUUAACCUUUUAACCACGUUAUGUGAAAGUAGGACACGCAAUUUUCUAAUGUGUCAUUAUUAGGAAUAUCUUUUCAUAAGGGCUUAUUUUGCAUGGUUUUCAUAGAGAAAUAAGCGCUUUUGAAAAAACACCUUCAUUUGAGUGUCUCUCAUAUGAUCAUUUUUUUUAUAUAUCUUGACUACUGUGAUUAAAAGGUUAAGUAAUAAUUGUCGAGAUCAUUAGCGAUAACAAUCUGUUUGUUAAUAUUUUUUUAAUUUGAACUUUCGCUAUGGUGAUUUUACUAUUAAUUGUUAUGCAUUAUGAUUUAAUAUAUCUGAUAAUUGUAACCAAUUGUACAUGUAUUAUAAAUGUAUUUAAUGAAUAAAGAAACAAUUGUGUA
Leguminivora glycinivorella is the source of this 13299-nucleotide messenger RNA. It is a transcript of the gene fry, whose product is annotated as protein furry. Gene Ontology annotation, biological process: cell morphogenesis; neuron projection development. The transcript is spliced from 59 exons. The record is from RefSeq and is a predicted model, not a curated record. Bases 173 to 9331 code for a protein of 3052 amino acids. NCBI's taxonomy places the organism in Eukaryota, Metazoa, Arthropoda, Insecta, Lepidoptera, Tortricidae. Gene Ontology annotation, cellular component: site of polarized growth; cell cortex.